AUGGGUGGUGUAGGAGCUCGAAAGCGAUGGACUUGUGUGGGUGCUGUAGGAAGGAGGUUUAGGAAGUCUCGUCAUCAGAAUACGAUCAUUGUUGUUCACAUUAAUAACAGUAGAAGCCUCAGAGAAGAUGACUUGGAAGAUCAUGUUCAAAAAGAGCUUGAAAAGAGCUGUGAACAAGCUGUGGAUGUCAAAGAAGUAGUAGAUGUUGGUAGUGAGAUAGUGGAGGUUGCUGAUGAUGCCGAAUCAUCUGAAGUGCUGGCAGAAAAGCAAAAACAAUUGCGUGAAGAAGGAGAACGUAUCGAAAAACAAAAGCAAUUACGCGAAGAAGAAGAAAAACGUAUCGAAAAGCAAAAGCAAUUACGCGAAGAAGAAGAUAGACGUAUCGAAAAGCAAAAGCAAUUACGCGAAGAAGAAGAACGUAUCGAAAAGCAAAAGCAAAUACGCGAAGAACAAGAACGUAUCGAAAAGCAAAAACAAUUACGCGAAGAAGAAGAAGAACGUAUCAAAAAGCAAAAGCAAUUACGCGAAGAAGAGGAACGUAUCGAAAAGCAAAAACAAUUGCGCAUAGAAGAAGAACGCAUUGAAAAGCAAAAACAAAUUCGUGAAGAAGAAGAACGUACCAAAAAGCAAAAACGAUUACACGAAGAAAAACAUACUGCAGCUAUAAAGAUCCAAUCCUUCUUCAGAGGUCUUCUGGCAAGACGAGCAUUUCGAGCACUAAGGGGCUUAGUGAAGCUGCAGGCUCUGGUUCGUGGAGUGCGUGCAAGAAAGCAGCAACAAAUGGCUCUGCACUGCAUGGGUGCCCUCAUCCGAUUGCAAAUGCGGGUUCGAUCUAGGCAGAUGCUCAUGAAGACAUGUGAUGAUUCAUCUUAA
Papaver somniferum (opium poppy) is the source of this 873-nucleotide messenger RNA. RefSeq names its product putative golgin subfamily A member 6-like protein 3. The record is from RefSeq and is a predicted model, not a curated record. Gene Ontology annotation, molecular function: protein binding. The transcript has 2 exons. NCBI's taxonomy places the organism in Eukaryota, Viridiplantae, Streptophyta, Magnoliopsida, Ranunculales, Papaveraceae. The coding region runs from base 1 to 873 and encodes 290 amino acids.